Medioppia subpectinata is the source of this 794-nucleotide messenger RNA. NCBI's taxonomy places the organism in Eukaryota, Metazoa, Arthropoda, Arachnida, Sarcoptiformes, Oppiidae. The record is from the annotation of a GenBank genome assembly.
UGAUAAAUUAAAUCAUUUUUAUACAAUAUUUUCUAUAUUUUUACUCAACGUUUACAAACAUUAAUGUUUAUAAAUCCAUAAUUAAUACUAUAUUUGCACUCAAUUUCAAUCAUUGCUUCAAAAUUUUGUGUAUUUUUAUACAAACCGACAAAAAUAUUGUGUAAAAUAUAUUGAGUAUAAGAUAUUCAACAAAUCAAUCAAUUGAUCCAUCAUUUUGUGUCUCAAUUUAAUUGAAAUUCAUUUGUAUAUAAAUAUCGGCCGAAAAUCAUUGUCUGUCUCAACGAAAUGAGUAAAAGUCUUAUUCAUUGCCUUUAAAUAACGUUAUGGUAAUGAGUGACGAAAGGAUCACUUCCAGAGGGUGGCCAAUUGGGACAGAAGUGGUGGCGAGAUAUCACUUCAGUGGUAAGGCUGAAGAGGACCUAUCCUUUGAAAAGGGAGACAUUCUUACGAUUACACACCAGACAAGGGACCCGAACUGGUAUAAAGCCAAACACGUGGACGGAAGGGAUGGUCUCAUUCCCGCCAACUAUAUCCAGAAGAGGUCUGAAGUCAAGUUGAAUGCAAUGCAUUGGUUUCACGGAAAGAUCACCAGAGAUGAGGCCGAAGCCCUCCUUCAGCCCAGAGAUGACGGCCUAUUUCUAGUUAGAGAGAGCACUAACUUUCCCGGAGAUUACACACUAUGCGUGUGUUUCAACGCACGGGUCGAGCACUACCGCGUCAUCUAUAAAGACAACAAACUAACCAUCGAUGAAGAAGAAUAUUUCGAGAACCUCUCGCAACUCGUCGAUGUAUUU